This is a messenger RNA of Lindgomyces ingoldianus, 1122 nucleotides long. RefSeq lists its product as uncharacterized. The coding region runs from base 398 to 907 and encodes 169 amino acids. Lineage: Eukaryota; Fungi; Ascomycota; Dothideomycetes; Pleosporales; Lindgomycetaceae. The transcript has 2 exons. The record is from RefSeq and is a predicted model, not a curated record.
CUCAUUAUAUCCUUUACGGGUGCGUGAGAAUUAUAGAGUAAACCCUUACUGUGUUAUUGAAGUCCGCCUGCUGGGUCGUGCCCUUACAAACGAGAAUAAAAAUAGCAACUAGUUCCGCGUCUACCGAUCCACGAAGUCCCCCGGGCAACAAUGUGGAGCCACGACUCAUCACAGCCUCACACAAAUCAGAUCAGGGCAUGGCUGAAGCUCUCAGGCGCAGCGAAACCGUCAUCACAUGUCCUAGCAGAAGGAAUUCAGAGCUGAACUCCGCUCUGGCUUUAAUUGCUCACUUACCCACCACUGACACCUUUGCACCACCCACCCACUCAUUGCACGACAACAAAGCUAGCAAUCAAACACUCGUUCUAUAUAAGCUAAAGACUUCCACACCCUCAGAAUGUCUUCCGUCCUCUCCUCCGUCGCCGCCAACCCGACCGGUGUCUGCAGCACACAGGCAUACAGCCAACUCCCCGGUGGUACGGACAAUGGCUGCGCAAUCGCCAGCACCGCCGGCCUCCCUAGCAACUACUCCGAUGCCAUGAGCAAAUGCUGCAAAGACGCACCCGUCGAGAAAUGGGCCAGUGAUUGCGCGCUGUGGUGUCUUGCUUCUGGCCAAUCCAUCGGCGACCUUACCACUUGCCUCCAGAAGGAGAGCGUGGUCGCGAACAUGAUCUUCUGCCGCGGGAACACGACUGCAACUGCUACGGGAAAGGUUAGUGGGAGCGGGACAGUAAAGGCCACGGGAACGAGCUCUCAGACCGGCACUGCGGCGUCGAGUGCAUCGGGCAAGAGCACGAGCUCCCCCGGUGCUGCGCCGAGAUUGAUGACUCAGCAGAGUGUGUCGAAGGCUGGUGUUGGCAUGCUCGUUGUGCUGUUCAUCUCUGCUGCAGCGGGAGCUUUGAUCUAAGGAUAUGGAUAAGUUGGUGGCUGGAGCGGGGCUGCGUCUAGUACAACUUAGAUUGCGUUGGGUUUCUGAUGGUGGUGCAAAUUGGGAAUAAUAUCGGGUGUCUUUUCUAGCAUUGGAAACUCAUUAUGAGAUUCGGGUAAUGAUAAUAUGACUUGUGUGUAGCUUUUACCCUCGACACAAUACACUAACAAACACGGGUGAUUGGCGUACAUCAC